Molecule: messenger RNA, 4445 nt
Organism: Lytechinus variegatus (green sea urchin)
Lineage: Eukaryota; Metazoa; Echinodermata; Echinoidea; Temnopleuroida; Toxopneustidae
Product: fibropellin-1
Exons: 30
Coding region: 259-3798 (1179 amino acids)
Biological process (GO): heterophilic cell-cell adhesion; establishment or maintenance of epithelial cell apical/basal polarity; Notch signaling pathway
Cellular component (GO): protein-containing complex; plasma membrane
Molecular function (GO): Notch binding; calcium ion binding; biotin binding
Source: RefSeq, a predicted model, not a curated record
UACUGGAGCAUGGUGAGCCUAGGAAAGGGGUGGACCGAUACACAUCUUACCUCACGUCAAAAGCACUUCACUUGCCACAACGGAACGACAGGAGACGGAGGAGCCGUUGGUACAAUAGGUGGACUACAUCGCUUGGUGCAGUUUCGUUCGAGCGACAUUGUUCCCGCAUUGGCUACCUCAUCCAUCAAGUUAUAUUAGACCUACCUUCGUGAAAGGUCGUGUUUCUUUUUUCUUUUUUGAGGAACAAACGCUCCCAACAUGAAGACGGGUGUGUUAGCUGUUUUGCUUCUCAGUGUAAUAGCUGUGACAUAUGGACAGGGUGAGUGUGACAGCGAUCCGUGUGAAAAUGGAUCAACGUGUCAGGAAGGUGACGGUUCAUACAUAUGCCAAUGUAUGAUGGGAUUCGACGGACAAAAUUGCGAAAGGUUUACAGGUUCAAAUUGUGGAUACAACGUGUUUGAUUCCAGCGGUAUGAUUGAUUCACCAAACUACCCUGCCAUGUACAACAAUCGUGCUGAUUGUCUGUACCUUGUCCGUAUCAACAAGGCCCGAAGUAUCACAUUCACCAUCGAAGACUUCAUGACUGAGAUCUUCAAAGAUGUUGUCGAGUAUGGUGUUGGUCCUGAUGCCGAUUUCAACCAGGCACUUGGCGCUUUCGAAGGUAACCUGACAGCCGACAAUAAUAUCCCUGCUCCCUUCACUGUCAAUGGCGAUCAGGCUUGGUUCAUCUUCAGUACUGAUCGUAACAUCGUCAACAGGGGAUUCAGAAUUACAUUCACAUCAGACGGAGAUGAUUGUGAUCCUAACUUUUGUCAGAAUGGUGCCGCCUGUACAGAUUUGGUGAACGAUUAUGAGUGUACAUGUCCUCCAGGAUUUACCGGAGACAACUGCGAAAUUGAUAUUGACGAAUGCGCCAGUGAUCCCUGUCAGAACGGUGGUACUUGUAUCGAUGGAAUCAACGGCUACGUGUGUAACUGUGUUCCAGGUUUCGACGGCGACAACUGUGAAAACAAUAUCAACGAAUGCGCAAGCAACCCCUGUCUGAACGGAGGUACAUGUGUUGAUGGCAUUAACCAGUUCGAGUGUACAUGUUUACCCGGAUUUACUGGCGUCCGCUGUGAAAUCAAUAUUGACGAAUGUGCAAGUGAUCCUUGCCAGAAUGGUGGUGUUUGUGUCGAUGGCAUCAAUGGAUACACCUGCUCAUGUCCUCUCGGAUUCACUGGAGAUAACUGUGAAAUCAAUAUUGACGAAUGUGCCAGCGACCCCUGUCUUAAUGGAGGAACAUGUGUGGACCUUAUCAACGCUUACAUGUGUAACUGUGCUCCCGGUUGGACCGGUCCUACCUGUGCUGACAACAUUGACGAGUGUGCUAGCGAUCCCUGUCAGAAUGGUGGUCAGUGUAUAGAUGGUGUCAACGGAUACAUGUGUAACUGCCAACCAGGAUACACAGGAACCCACUGCGAAACUGACAUCGACGAGUGUGCAAGCGACCCUUGUCAAAACGGAGGUACCUGUGUGGAUGGGGUUAAUGGAUACGUCUGCAACUGUGCCCCUGGUUAUGAUGGAGAUAAUUGCGAGAACAAUAUUGAUGAAUGCGCCAGUCGUCCCUGUCAGAAUGGUGGUGUCUGCGUUGAUGGUGUGAAUGGAUUCAUCUGCAACUGCGCUGCUGGCUACACUGGAGUGCUUUGUGAAACCGAGCUAACGAGCUGUGACUCCGACCCUUGCCAAAAUGGUGCAACUUGUACUGUGGAUUCAAAUGAUAACUAUUCCUGUGCUUGUGCGUCUGGCUUCCGAGGACUUAACUGUGAAGUUGAUACAAACGAAUGCCUUUCGAACCCAUGCCUUAACGGUGCAACCUGCAGCGAUCUCCCAGAUGGAUAUCAGUGUACCUGCGCACCUGGAUACGAAGGGGUGCGUUGUGAAAUCGAUAUAAACGAAUGUGCUUCUAUUCCGUGUGCUAAUGGAGCAACAUGCGUGGAGGCAAUCGGUUCAUACACGUGCACAUGUCCGCAAGGGUUCACAGGAGUGCGGUGUGAAACAGAUAUCGAUGAAUGUGCAAGCGUGCCCUGUCAGAACGGUGGUACAUGCACGGAUCAAGUGAACGGAUACAUCUGCUCAUGCGCACCGGGUUUCGAAGGAACAAACUGCGAGACAGAUACCGAUGAAUGUGCUUCAUUCCCCUGCCAGAAUGGUGCCACAUGCACAGAUCAGGUCAACGGAUAUGUAUGUACAUGCCCUCCAGGCUAUACAGGAACGCACUGCGAAACUGAUAUUGACGAAUGUGCCUCAGCUCCUUGUCAAAAUGGUGGUACGUGUGUCGACCAAGUCAAUGGAUAUGUAUGCCAGUGCGCGCCCGGCUACUUUGGCGUGAAUUGUGAAACAGAUCGCGAUGAGUGUGCCUCUGCUCCCUGUCUGAAUGGAGGUGGUUGUACAGAUGUCGUCAAUGGAUACGUUUGCACUUGCCUACCUGGAUGGGAAGGAACCAACUGUGAAAUUAACACCGAUGAGUGUGCGAGCGACCCCUGUCAAAACGGUGGUCAAUGUAUUGACCAGGUCAAUGGUUACCUCUGCUUCUGCCUUCCUGGAUUCUCUGGCACUCACUGCGAAACUGAUAUUGACGAGUGUGCAAGUACCCCAUGUCUUAACGGUGGACAGUGUCUCAACAGAAUUAACCUCUACGAGUGUGUAUGUGCUCCUGGCUACACCGGUGUCAACUGUCAAAUCAAUAUUGAUGAAUGCGAGUCAGAUCCUUGUGAAAAUGGCGGAACGUGUUUCGAUGGAGUUAACGGCUACACAUGUAAUUGCGCACCAGGUUACACCGGCGCAAAUUGCGAAACUGAAAUCGACGAGUGUGCAUCAGCGCCUUGCUUGAACGGAGGAACUUGCGUUGAGAUGGUUAACGGAUACACUUGUCAGUGUGCAGCAGGAUAUACUGGGGUUAUCUGCCAGACUGAUAUUGACGAAUGUGCCAGCGACCCUUGCCAGAAUGGCGGUGCUUGUACCGAUAUGGUUAAUGGAUAUCUUUGUACCUGUGUACCCGGAUUCACUGGCAGUGACUGUGAGAUCAACAUCGACGAGUGUGCAAGCGAUCCCUGCCAGAAUGGUGGAACCUGUGUGGAUGGUGUCAAUGGUUUUGUCUGCCAGUGCCCUCCGAACUACUCCGGGACUUAUUGCGAGAUAUCACUUGAUGCAUGCAGGAGUUUGCCAUGUCAGAAUGGCGCUACAUGCGUAAAUGUUGGAGCUAACUAUAUUUGCGAAUGCCCUGUCGGAUUUGCCGGACAAAACUGUGAAAUUGAUAUCAACGAGUGUGCCAGUCUUCCAUGCCAGAAUGGUGGUGUUUGUAUUGAUGGCAUUGCCAUGUACACAUGUCAGUGCCCCCUCGGAUACGCUGGUGUCAACUGUGAAGAAGUUGGUUUCUGUGAUUUGGAAGGUGUAUGGUACAACGAGUGCAACGAUCAGAUCACGAUUACAAAGACAUCCACAGGCAUGAUGCUUGGAGAUUACAUGACGGCCAACGAACGUGAACUUGGAUACGCAGCCCCAACCGUCGUGGUCGGAUACGCGAGCAACAACUACGACUUCCCAUCAUUCGGUUUUACGGUAGUCCGUGAUAACGGUCAAUCAACUACCAGCUGGACCGGCCAAUGCCAUUUAUGUGAUGGAGAGGAGGUUCUGUACACCACUUGGAUCAAUACAAACAUGGUCAGCACAUGCCAGGAAAUCAAGAAAUCAAAUAUGGUUGGACAAGACAAAUGGACUCGUUAUGAACAGAGUAUUGCACCUCAGCCUGAUAUGUAGGAGCAGCGUCUUUAUCCAGAACAUGUGUUGUAAAUUUGUUUGAAAAGUACUAAUAUCUUUUAUCGAAACCUAUGCACUUAAAAGAAAACUUCUGAAACGAUAUAAACUAAAACGUAUAUUAUCGUUAUAUCAUCGCUAGGAAAUUAUAUUCUUCAACAUAGCAUUUUUGCUGUAUAAAAGAUUUUUUUACAAUAUCUUGUGAAGAAUAAUUAAUCAAAGAAUGAAAUUCGAUAUUGCAAUUGUAAUUGUCGCUGGGAAAGUCUAUUUUUAAACAUUGACAUUUUUGCUAUAUGAAAUAUUUUUAAAAUAUCUUGAGAAUAAUGAUCAAUGACAAAACUUUUCGUAUUUAAAUCACUUCGUCACAUCCAGAUUUUUUUCUUUGAAUUUUCAUUCUUUAAUUUGAAAAUAGUUUUACUUAUUCUUAUUCCAUCCUAUACAUCUAACAUACUGUCUGUUUGUAUUUUAGUUUUUCAUAUAUGUAUAUAUAUCGAUUUUAUAGUGUCAACGUACCAUCUAAAAUAAAUUUGAUCAUGUUUUAUAAAAGUAUGACGUCGAAAAUAAAAUAUGUGAAUGUCUGAUUAUAUACACUGCUUGUUUCUAUACUUUUAUUGUGUUUUUAAUAAAAUGCUGCGAUGAUCAAACAUUGA